Messenger RNA from Saprolegnia diclina VS20, 1088 nucleotides. RefSeq lists its product as hypothetical. The record is from RefSeq and is a predicted model, not a curated record. The coding region runs from base 15 to 1088 and encodes 357 amino acids. The transcript has a single exon. NCBI's taxonomy places the organism in Eukaryota, Oomycota, Saprolegniomycetes, Saprolegniales, Saprolegniaceae. Gene Ontology annotation, molecular function: protein binding.
UGCAAUUUGCUACCAUGCCCGCUGUUGUGGACUGCACCGUGUCCCGCCCGUCGCUCCAGGACGACGACGCCUUCGAGACGGACCGCCACUCGUACAUGUCGAUGGACUCGCCGGCCGUGCAGAAGAGCCUCCUCGGCCUCUUCAACAAGCGCGGCUACAACAUCCAGGCGUCGCCACGCACCAAUAUGUACUCGCCGGCGACGGGCGAGACCAACAACAACAGCUUUGGCUCGACCGCGUCGUGGAGCUCCAACUCCAACUCGGUGCUGAGCUUCCGCGAGCCCGUGCACGGCCAGGCGCCGAUCCACAUUGCGAUCCGCCGCGGCGACAUCCGAGUGCUCGAGGCGCUCGUGCGCUCGGACGAGACGCUCGAGCUCGAAGACGACCAUGGCAACACGCCGCUGCACUUUGCGGUCGGGACCUCUCGGCGCAUCUCGUCGUCGGUCGCCUACCACAUGGUCUCGCUCCUCGUGGCCGCCGGCGCCAAUGUCCACGCGCGCAACAACAAGGGCUUCACGCCGAUCGUCGUGCAUCUCAUGACGCUCCGGAAGGACGACCCGACGAUCCUCAAGAUGCUUUUGCACGAAGGCGCCGACGUCGAGUCGGAGAUCGAAGGCGAGUCCCUCUUGCACGUGGCCGUGGCGCAGCAGAUGCCGACGGUCGCAAGCGUCCUCGUCGCGUACGGCGCCAACAUCAACACCACCAACAACGUCGGGCUUCCGCUGUCCAAAGUCGCGUCCAGCAGCGCGCUCACGAGCAUUCUCGCGCACCUCACGCACGCCCAGCCGUACGUGCCCAUCCAGCGCCAGCACCAGUGCAUGGACUGCGGCCGCCACCUCACGCAGCGAGCCAAGUGCUGGCGCUGGCUCCGCUUCCUCUUCAAGAACGAAGCCCAAAACUGCUACCACUGUGGCUGGCUCUUUUGCUCCAAGUGCACGGGCCCAGCGCCCGUCCGUGACGCCCUCCCGGCAUCGUUCGCCCGCCACGACGACAACGAGAGCGGCGAUUACCGCAAUAAGAACGUGGUCUGCUGCCGCAUCUGCGCCAACCUCCUCAAGGAGCGGUUGGGGAAGCGCCACCAGCUCUGA